Molecule: messenger RNA, 957 nt
Organism: Salvelinus namaycush (lake trout)
Lineage: Eukaryota; Metazoa; Chordata; Actinopteri; Salmoniformes; Salmonidae
Product: Fc receptor-like protein 5
Exons: 4
Coding region: 1-564 (187 amino acids)
Biological process (GO): cell surface receptor signaling pathway
Molecular function (GO): transmembrane signaling receptor activity
Source: RefSeq, a predicted model, not a curated record
AUGGGCGACACCUGGAGGCGUGUGGAGACAAAGACAGCCUCGCUGAUUGUCAGUCCUGACAGAUCUCAGUUCUUUAAAUAUGAGUCUGUCUCUCUGAGCUGUGAGGUUCAGGGGAACUCUGCUGGAUGGAGACUGAAGAGAAACACAGUCUCUGGGGAGCGUUCAGAUUGUGGAGGAAACUGGGGAAAACCAGAAGGGUCUUCAUGCAUCGUGUCACUAACACCAUCACACAGUGGAUUGUACUGGUGUGAGUCUGGGCCUGGAGAACACAGCAAUGCUGUCAACAUCACAGUACCUGAUGGAGCUGUGAUCCUGGAGAGCCCUGCCCUUCCUGUGACUGAGGGAGAUUCUGUGACUCUGCGCUGCAGAUAUCAGGGAACUCCCUCUAACCUCACAGCUGAUUUCUACAAAGAUGGAUCCCUCAUCAGGACUGAGACUACAGGAGAGAUGACCAUCCCUGCAGUAUCCAAGUCAGAUGAAGGACUCUACAAGUGUACCAACUCUGAAGGAGAAUCACCAGAGAGCUGGAUGACUGUGACAGGUGAUCAUGUUGAAGAAGAGUGAGGCUGAGAUCACCUGAUCACCAUAACAACCAUCAGAAUGGAACUCAUGGAAUUCUAAUAUAGAACUGUGAGUCACAAUGCUGUAUGUUGUGACAUUGUAUCUCCACCUGCUGGAACAAUAGUGGCAUUUGAUCAAAUGUGAUCUAUUAACUGAUACAUGUAUUAUUCUGAUUGGAAUGUGUUUUAAUAUAAUGUGUGUUGUAUUAUUCAUUCAGCAGCUUUAACAUCAGUCAUAUACUGGUCAUAUACUGUAUAGCAUUAUGGUUGAUACAUUGUAAAUGCCUUAACUUUUCAUGUCUAUACAGAUCAACUGAUAGGUGUUGAGGUUCAGGCAUUAUUGUUACAGGUUCAGUAUAAUGUUAUACCGUUACAUGUUACAGAGUUAGAAAACAUA